Molecule: messenger RNA, 899 nt
Organism: Empidonax traillii (willow flycatcher)
Lineage: Eukaryota; Metazoa; Chordata; Aves; Passeriformes; Tyrannidae
Exons: 4
Coding region: 106-765 (219 amino acids)
Source: RefSeq, a predicted model, not a curated record
GGGCAAGAUCUGCCUUUUGACCAAUAACAACGCGCUGCCUGAGAUUGACGGUUUAUCUAUCCAAUAGCGUCUCACCUCGGGGAACCCAUAUAAGCCCCACAGCCAAUGGGCGCGCUCGGCGGGAUGCGGCGGAACGUGGAGGUGAAGGCGCGGGUGCGGGCGCUGGCGGAAGCGCGCGGGGCGGCCGAGCGGCUGCUGCGGGGUGGCUCAGGUGAGCUUUGCCCAGGUGAGCUGUGCCCAGGUGAGGGGCACGCCCAGGGCACAGCCCAGGGGCAGCUGCUCGUCCAGGCCGACACGUUCUUCCGCGUCCCGCGGGGGCGGCUCAAGCUGCGGCGGACACAGGAUGGCCGGGGGGAGCUGAUCUUCUACGAGCGCCCCGACACCACCGGCCCCAAACUCUCCAGCUUCACCAUCACCCCCACAGCUGACCCCGAUGGGCUGGAGGCAGUGCUGGCACAGGCGCUGGGCGUGCUGGGCGUGGUGAGGAAGGAGCGGCUCCUCUACCUGGUGGGGCAGACCCGGGUGCACCUGGACCGCGUGGAGGGGCUGGGCGACUUCCUGGAGCUGGAGGUGGUGCUGAGGCAGGAGCAGAGCGUGCAGGACGGGGAGCGCGUGGCCCGGGAGCUGCUGCGGGCCCUGGGGGUCGGGGAGGACGACCUGAUCUCGGGGGCUUACCUGGACCUGCUCCUGGCCAAGGGGCAACCAGGGAUGGGGGCAGAACCCCCCAACUGCCACCCCCCGGCUGGGCAGGGUCAGCAGAGCUGAGAGCAGCGGAGACACGGCUCUGCCACCGGCACCCUGUGCCUGCCCCACGGACACCCUGUACCUGCCCCAGACACCUUGUCCCCACCCCAGACAUCCUGGACCCCCCCUAUGGGCACCCUGUGCCCACCCUACAG